Acinonyx jubatus (cheetah) is the source of this 2785-nucleotide messenger RNA. RefSeq names its product tropomodulin 1 (gene TMOD1). The record is from RefSeq and is a predicted model, not a curated record. The transcript is spliced from 10 exons. Gene Ontology annotation, molecular function: tropomyosin binding. Bases 201 to 1280 code for a protein of 359 amino acids. Gene Ontology annotation, biological process: myofibril assembly; pointed-end actin filament capping; muscle contraction. Gene Ontology annotation, cellular component: myofibril; striated muscle thin filament. NCBI's taxonomy places the organism in Eukaryota, Metazoa, Chordata, Mammalia, Carnivora, Felidae.
AACUGGGGAGCACACAAUUCAACCCAUAACACCAAUCCUGGACACAGUAGUAUAUUCCAUUCUGCAGAGUCUAAGGAAGCCCCGAGCUCCUGCCUCACUUUUUAGCCCAUCAGCUUCAGAAAAGAGGGUUAACGGCUCAGCUUACGUAGGACAGGUCAUAGAUCUCAGAAACUCAGAAGACAAGCACACAUUCUCUUACAAUGUCAUACAGAAGAGAACUAGAGAAAUACCGUGACCUGGAUGAAGAUGAAAUCCUCAGAGCCCUAACAGAGGAAGAACUCAGGACCCUGGAAAAUGAGCUGGAUGAGCUGGACCCUGAUAAUGCACUGCUGCCCGCAGGCCUGAGGCAGAAGGAUCAGACCACCAAGGCGCCCACGGGCCCCUUUAAAAGGGAGGAGCUCUUGGAUCACUUGGAAAAGCAAGCAAAGGAGUUUAAGGACCGAGAAGAUCUGGUCCCCUACACAGGGGAAAAGCGAGGAAAGGUCUGGGUCCCCAAGCAGAAGCCAAUGGAUCCCGUGCUGGAAAGUGUGACGCUGGAGCCAGAGCUGGAGGAAGCGUUGGCAAAUGCCUCAGAUGCAGAACUCUGUGACAUUGCAGCCAUCCUGGGCAUGCACACGCUCAUGAGCAACCAGCAGUACUACCAGGCCCUCGGCAGCAGCUCCAUCGUGAACAAGGAGGGACUCAACAGUGUGAUCAAACCUACACAAUACAAGCCUGUGCCUGAUGAAGAGCCAAAUUCAACAGAUGUAGAGGAGACUCUGGAGCGGAUAAAGAACAACGACCCCAAGCUUGAGGAGGUCAACCUCAACAACAUCCGGAAUAUCCCUAUACCCACUCUCAAGGCUUAUGCAGAAGCCCUGAAAGAGAACUCCUAUGUGAAGAAGUUCAGCAUUGUGGGAACACGGAGCAAUGACCCUGUGGCGUAUGCCCUUGCUGAGAUGCUCAAGGUGAACAAGGUGUUGAAGACGCUGAACGUGGAAUCCAACUUCAUUUCCGGAGCCGGGAUCCUCCGCCUGGUGGAAGCUCUCCCAUACAACACUUCUCUAGUGGAACUGAAAAUCGAUAACCAGAGCCAGCCUCUGGGCAACAAAGUGGAAAUGGAGAUAGUAAACAUGUUGGAAAAAAACGCAACGCUUCUCAAAUUCGGCUACCACUUUACCCAGCAGGGGCCCCGGCUGCGGGCGUCCAACGCAAUGAUGAACAACAACGACCUUGUGAGGAAGAGGAGGCUCGCAGACUUGACUGGGCCCAUCAUCCCCAAGGUCCGAAGUGGUGUCUAAUGUGUGAAGGGGACGACCAUGCCUUUGAACUGCACACGUUCUACUGAUAAUCUGUGCUCUGCAGUGGAAACCAGAAGGCAAAGUGCCGGCACAAAACCCUUUCGUGGUUCAGUUCUUUAUGCACUAAGGUUUUUAGGUUAACUAGUGGUUGUAGUUGAAAAUUUUAUAAACUAUGGUUAAUGUGAAGUUUUCCUUUAGUCACAGAAGUUCAGUCUGGUUAUUAUUUAAAAACUAAGAAGACCCCAAACCAACAGAUCUUACUGAAGACGUUCUAGCAUGGGACUUAAGCCUGGGAGCCCAAUUUCAGGGGCCUCACUGCGUGGUGUUUCAGGUGUGUUUAGAAUGUGUAACGCACAAACAGCACGCUCUUCCGCAUGGUUGAAAAGCAUUAUAAAAUACUUUAUUAUGAAUUUGAUCUUAGGCAUUUAGUGAACAGAUCAUCGUUAUUAAUCCUCCUUUAAAUUUUAAGGACCUCAAGAUUAAAGUUGCCCAAUUGAUCAGUGGGUCAGGAAGCACAAUGUUGCCCCCCAUGAAAGAGCGAUUGAAGGCCACAGAGCUCUGCCAUGAUUCAAAGAACGUGAGGUUCCUUUUGCUGGAUAUGAGGAAAUGAUUGAAAAGCCAGUGAAAUUUCAAGUUGCAAAAGCCAUCCUUUCUUCACCAAUCCCAGGCAGCAAACAUUUCCCUGAGUGUUCUUUAGGAACAUCUGGGAUUUAUUUCCCAUUUAAUAUUGGAAUCAGAAAUAAUGUUUUCCUUACUCAGUGUCAACCUCAACGAUGUGAAAACCUAUGGCCAAAUACUUGAAAACACCUUUCUGUAUUGCACAGUGGGCCAAUGGCUUCUGGGAGGUAAAACAAUAGGGAAAUUUCUAGUCCAUUACGGCCAUAGUUAAAGACUUCAACCAUGUGUCACAUCACCACUGAUCUCGUCUGUCAAUUAAGCCUCUGAAGGCCAAUGGUGAAGAAAAUCCAGAUAUCAAAGAAUUAGGAAACCCUGGCCAAACCAUCCCAAGACGAUUAUUCUGUAAAUGUAAUAUUGGUGUUUCUGCCAGAUCCCUUUUUCACAUCAUGUGCAUCUCUUGGGACCCAGCAAAAAUGUUAAGCCACAAUGCCCUUGUGCCUUUUAAUAUACCACAGUGCCAGUUAAACUAGCAUUUCUGUUGCUCGGGAGUUAUUUUCAUGAGUGAUUCAGCAAAUCUUAUGACAAAGGACAGCCCAAAUAGCUGACGAGCACAGACUAAGCUGCAGAGCACCGCGCGGAGGCUAUUGACGAAAAAGGCAAAGUCUUGCACACUGAACUGUGAUGAUGUGGACAGUACAGGGUAACCAGAGGUGGAGCCAGGGCCUCACGCUAAGGGAGAGUGUCUACUGAGGCUGCAGAUGGGACCAGGAGUGGCACCAUGCUGCAGGGAUGGCCCUUCCCACUAGGCUUCUCCUUGAAACACAACUGCAGCUGUAUUCUGCGUCACUGGAAACUGCGACAUAAGAUUAAAUCUGUUGGUCUAUGGA